UUCAAUUGCGUCCACUUGUUUAUUAUAUCUAUCAAGAUUUAGCACCAAUCAAACGAACACAAAUUGGAUUACCUGAAAGUUUAUUUAGAAAUCGGCAAGAAUCAAUUAAGGAACAAUAUUCAAAACAUGAAGAUGAAAGUCUGAUACCUAAAUUUUCUGAUAAACAAGAGGUCAGUAAAGUGUAUGAAUGGAUUUAUACAAAUUGUCCAUCAUUUCGUCGCUCAUGUUAUGUUAUAACAAGUGUUUGGUCUUCUUGGUUUUGUAUUGCAUGUAUAUUUGAAAACAAACCUACUGCUGAAGUUUGUGAGAUGUGUAAAGCAAAGAAAUCAACUCUGCAAAAUCAACCAUUGUCAAAUAAUGUGACUCUUAUUAACAGUCAUUCAUUAAUUAACACUACACAAACAGACAGGUUAAUUCUAAUGAAUUCGGCAACGUCGUUAAAUCCAUCUUUAACUACAACAUAUAUGUCUAUGAAUAUUCGUGAUCGUCGACAUAGAGACGAAGCAGAAGCAGAAAGAAAAUUUCGAACUAUCAUCGAACGUUGUCGAAGAACAAACACACAUUUUGUUGACGAUGAAUUUCCUCAUUCACCAAGUUCAUUAGGUGAUUCAUAUUCACAGAAUAAUUUCGAAUGGGUUCGAAUUUCAAAGUUUUGUUCUUCAUUUCGAAACGAUGAUCCUACUGAAUGGACUGUUAUGUCAUCACCAGAACCAAGCGAUAUUGAACAAGGUCUUUUAGGAAACUGUUGGCUUGUAACUGCAUUAUCUCUGAUUAGUGAAAGACCACGUAUGCUUCAACAUAUACUUCUAACACAGAACAUUAAUGAUGAAGGUGUAUAUCUCGUUCGUUUAUGUCAUAAUGGUUUAUGGAAAACAAUUAUUGUUGAUGAUUCAUUUCCAUGUUACUUUGAUGAUAUGCUUCUUUUUAGUAAAGCUCGACGUCGACAACUGUAUAUUCCAUUGAUUGAAAAAGCGUGUGCUAAACUUUUUGGUUCAUAUUCAAAAUUAAUUAGUGGUCAAAUAGAGGAGGGUCUUCAAUUGUUUACUGGUGCACCAUGUGAUCAUAUCGAUCUUGAGAAUGAUGAUGAACCAAUCGAUAGUGAUUUGGUUUGGGCAAAACUCUUGUCUAGUUGUCAAGCAAAUUUAUUAAUUGGUGCUUCAACAAGUCGUACCGAUGUGAACAAGGAUGUAUACGAUCAAUUUAAAGUACAUGGCAAUCAUGCAUUUUCGAUUCUAGCAGCUCAUGCGCUCGACAAUGAUUUAGGUCGUUUUGUUUUAUUACGUGAUCCACAUGCACACUCAUGUUAUACAGACGAACGUGUCACUCCUGAAGUUCUUCAAAUAUUACGUACUGUACAUAAAGCACAUCGUUCAUCUGGAGCUUUUUGGAUGGAAUGGUCGAAAUUUCUUCUUUUAUUUUCAAAAAUAACGAUCUCAACAUAUGUUGGUAGUCAUUUUGAUAUACGCGAACAAGCUCGGUUCAAUCGAUCACCAACCGAUUCUAUUUCCGUCUUUUACUUUCACGUACCUCAGACAAUGUUGAUCAAUGUGAGUAUGCUUUAUCAUCGUCGUGAUCGAGACUCCGGCGAGAUUCUUACGCAAUCAUUUAUAUUAGGCAAUGCGGUGGAUGAAUCAAUGCAAACUGACGAACGAAACUUGAUUUUACAUAGUCAAUACGGUCCAUGUCUCGCUUGGUUUGGAUCAUUAAGACCAGGCCUUUAUUUUAUCAUACCAUUUUCAAUCAGCUUCUGGAAUAAAGAUGAUCACGAACAAAUAAUAGACGGUUUCACAUUAGUUAUUCAAUCGAGUGUUCAAAUUGAAGGAUUACUUGGCGAUGGAUCACCAACAUUCCUUGCUGAUUCUCUCAUUGCAUAUCUGAUGAAAAAUUGUAAAGAACCAGCACAGGUAUUAUUUAUUAUUUCGAUUUUUUCUAAUCUCGGCAUUUUAUAUAUAGCAUCAAAAUACCUCUAUUUAUAUCACAAACAAGGAUCAAAAGGUGACGAUCAUAGUAGUUGA
Messenger RNA from Rotaria sordida, 2015 nucleotides. NCBI's taxonomy places the organism in Eukaryota, Metazoa, Rotifera, Eurotatoria, Philodinida, Philodinidae. The record is from the annotation of a GenBank genome assembly.